AUCAACAGAUUGGGGCCCGAUCGAUCGACUGAUCGAUCCGAUCAGCUUCUUGGUGGGGCCGUGGGGGGGGGGGGACCCGCGCCGUGGAAACCCGUGAUGGAUGGUGUGUGAAUGGGAGGAGCCAUGGGCGUGAGAGGGUGGCUCUGCUGGGCCGACGUCGUCCCCACGGCGGUGCUCUACGGCUCCCUGUCCCUCUUCAUCUCCAUCCUCCACAACGUGUUCCUGCUGUACUACGUGGACACCUUCGUGUCCGUCUACAAGAUCGACAAGGUCUCCUUCUGGGUGGGAGAGACGGUGUUCCUGAUCUGGAACAGCCUGAACGACCCGCUCUUCGGCUGGCUGAGCGACCGCUCGUUCCUCAGCUCGCACGACUCCGGGGCCCAGAUCUCCUCCCCGGAGGUGGUGCUCAAGCGGCUGCGCUCGCUGUCCCGGAACGGGCCGCUCUUCGCCCUCUCCUUCUUGGCCUUCUGGGUGGCGUGGGCCCCUCCGGCGCUGCAGUUCCUCGCCUGCCUCUGCCUGUACGACGGCUUCCUGACGGCGGUGGACCUGAGCCACAACGCGCUGCUGGCCGACCUGGCCGUGUCCGCGGGGGACCGGGCGCGUCUCAACUUCCACGGCUCGCUCUUCAGCGCCCUCGGCUCGCUCUCCGUCUUCCUGUCGCACUGCUUCUGGGACAAGGAGGACUUCUUCUCCUUCCGGCUCUUCUGCGUGACGCUGGCCGCCGUGUCUGCCCUGGGCUUCGCCGUGGCCUCCGGCCUCCUGCGGCGCCGCUUCCGGGGCGAGGCCCGGCAGCGGCACGACGAAGCGGCUGCGCUCAGAGAGCUAUGCGUGGGAAAGGCCCCCCUGGCCCAGGACCAGAACGUCACCCUGGGACAGUACCUCCGCCAGCUGUCCAGACACAGGAACUUCCUGUGGUUCGUCUCCAUGAACCUGGUCCAGGUUUUCCACUGCCACUUCAACAGCAACUUUUUCCCGCUCUUUCUCGAGCACCUGCUCUCAGACAGGAUCUCGGCCUCCACCGGCUCCUUCUUGUUGGGUAUCUCCUACAUCGCACCCCAUGUCAACAACCUGUACUUCCUGACGCUGUGCCAGCGCUAUGGGGUCUACCAUGUCGUCCGCUGGCUCUUCGUCCUCAAGCUGACCCUGAGCGCCCUCAUGCUGCUGGGCGGGGCCGACCAGGUCUACCUGCUGUGCGUCUUUAUCGCCAGUAACCGCGUGUUCACCGAGGGCACCUGCAAGCUGCUGAACCUGGUGGUCACAGACCUGGUGGACGAGGACCUGGUGCUGAACCGACGACAGCAGGCCGCCUCGGCGCUGCUCUUCGGCAUGGUGGCGCUGGUCACCAAACCGGGCCAGACCUUCGCUCCGCUGGUGGGCACCUGGCUGCUCUGUGUCUACACAGGCUACGACAUCUUCGAGCGGGACCCCGUGCAGGAUGCGGUGGCCGUGCGCCCCGAGUCCGGCACCCCCGCGGCGAUCGAGGUCACCCUGCGCCAGGGCUGCUUCUACCUGCUUGUGCUGGUGCCCAUCACGUGCGCGCUGCUGCAGCUGCUCGCCUGGUCCCGCUUCACGUUGCACGGCAGGCGGCUGCAGAGCGUCAAGGCCCUCCGGCAGGACUCGCGGCACGGCCGCCCCCCCGACAUCAAGGCGGUGUGAGGGGGCCGGGGGGAGGGGGGCCUGGCUGGUCACCGAACGGGUAACUGCCUUACUUCUCGCACGCGGAGGAGCCGGCCUGAGCGCGUGAGCGCAAAGUGAUGAACGGCGCCUGCGCCGAAAUAUUUUUCUAGAUUUUUUUUUUUUUUUUAAAUUUUUUUUUUAACUUGACUGUGAGACACUGCAGCGUCUCCAGGAAAGACCGUGAGCAGCAAGAGGAACAAUUUAAAUUUCACAAGAUAUUUAUGAAUAUUUCAAGACAUUCCACAUGAUCCCGGUGUCCCUGGACCCGGAGGGCAGUGCCUACGCCGUCCUUCCGCAAUUCUCUGCCUGUUAACCGUGCACGUUCACGGUCCUGGAGGAGGAGCGCCGGGGCACCGUGCACGACCGCGUGGCCAACCGCGGCGGCGCCGAGACGAGGGACGAGUCCGGAAACCGGACGUCCUCGCUGACGUGGUGCCGAUGAUGUCAGACGUGUGGUUUUACCCUGGUUGUGGUCCAAACUGCCACGCGCAAAAGGCAGCGUGCAUCGUGACCUGCGCGUCCGCCGUUUACAUUCCUUACCGCGGUUCCAACACUGCCUCUCCACUGGCCCACGUGGGCUGGAUUUAACAGAAUUUUUCUGCAUGUUCAUCCUAAAUGCCUCUGAAAUGUGUGUCUUGUACUUUUAAAGGGUGUAAAGAACUGGUCCUCUGCAUUUUGCUUUAUUUUUCCUUGCUUUGGAUACAUGUGUGUCAUAAAUUGUCAGGUAUUUUAAAUAUUUUACAUGGUGAGCGUUAAUCAUUAAGAGAUCUACACUGCCUCAGUUUAGUACACCGCCUGACCUUCUCGAACCAUUUUGUACUUUACAUUAAA
This is a messenger RNA of Scleropages formosus (Asian bonytongue), 2508 nucleotides long. It is a transcript of the gene slc68a1a, whose product is annotated as major facilitator superfamily domain containing 13A. The record is from RefSeq and is a predicted model, not a curated record. The coding region runs from base 112 to 1656 and encodes 514 amino acids. The transcript has 9 exons. NCBI's taxonomy places the organism in Eukaryota, Metazoa, Chordata, Actinopteri, Osteoglossiformes, Osteoglossidae.